Molecule: messenger RNA, 1701 nt
Organism: Vitrella brassicaformis
Lineage: Eukaryota; Vitrellaceae
Source: the annotation of a GenBank genome assembly
CUCUGUUUCAUGGUUGCAGGCAGAGUGUCCCAAUUGAUUGCAUCUUUUCAUUUAGAAAACGCGUCACACACACAGAGAGGCAAGCAGACAGACAGUGUGUCAAUCCAUUCGAGUCCUCCCCCCGUACUCCCCCACCGCCCCCCAACUCGAUGCAUUGAUACGGAAAACACCUCAUGCAGGCAGCCACACCAUCCAUGAUGCAUCCGCCAACUCAUCUGUCUGUCUGUCUGUCUGUCGAAUAGCCAGCCUGGCCUGCCUCCCAUCUGCUGCCGUGGUCAGCCAGACAGACACAAAGACAGACGGAGAGGGAGGCUGUCUGUUCAGUCGAGAGUUGAGAAAUGAGUCAGUCAGUCUACGGCUACGUCUAGGUGGUCUCCGAACGCCACCUGUGUAUCGGCCCCCAUCACCUGCCGCGCCACCCUCACUGUGGGAACUUCGCGGCUCCCUCCUUGCCAGCCACCGGCGGCUCCGUCGUCCAGAGGUGGGCGGUGGCAACGUCGGGGCAGCUGCUGAUGAUGAUGGUUGCCUCGAAUUGGUGGUCGGGCUGGUCUCCGUGCAGCACUAUCACACGGCCGAAGAGUUCUGGCGGCCGGUGAAUCGUGCUGACAGUGUGGCAGUUCCACACGGGCGGCUGCUGAGUGGUCAGCUCCCGCUGAAGAGAAAAGGAUAGAUAUGACAAUGAGUGAGUGGGGCGGCCGGUGAGGCUGUCGUGUGUGUGUGUGGCUGACUUGACUGACCAGUCGGUUGUAGCGUGGGGCAUUGUUGUGCUGAUGGACAGUCUGGUCCGCAACCACCGACGUUCCCGAACGCACCCUGAUCAGACACAUCAUGGCAGAGCGGUGCAGCCAAUGUGUAUAUGUCUUCGUUUGUAUCACUCUACUAAUCCUGCUCACCGAUGCAACACAGCGUCGCGAAUUGAAGCGUAGUCGGCACCUGCAAACGGACAGACACACACAGGCACCAAUAGCUCUCUCCGUCAUGCCCUCCCUCCCUCUCCCACUGUCAAUCUCACACACGGGGUUGUUUGGGUCGAAUAUGUUGUGGAAGGGGCUGUUGGCCGGCAGCGUCUGCAGUGAGCGGAUGGUCAGUAGAUGCCCAUUCAGCCGCUCCUCGCCGUUGUCGUCGCGCUCGAGAGUCAUGCCGAUGUGCCAGCCGAUGAGUGAGAGCUGCCGCAGCGCCUCACACCGCCCGUCGAAGACCGCCCGGCUGCCCACACCCUCCACAUCAGCACUGCCCACCUCUAUCGGCAGCCGCCCCACCCGCCGCCGACGCUCCGCCAUCCUCACUAUGGGCUCCCACCCCGCCCACUCGCCGCUCUUCUCGAUGACAUACUGCCACACACACAGGCAUGACAACAGACACACAAAAUGUGAGAGUCGGAGUGCGUCGAUGUGUGUACCAGCAGCCGCAGCAAGAAGUCCAUCGGCCGCAUCCGCGCCCGCCGCGGCACCCGAUAGCUGAAUGGAUGGCCUUGGCGACCAGCAGGCGGUCGAUUUGCGAUUUGAUGUAGUCCUCCGACACACGGCGGCUGCCGAGGGGGCAUGUGUGCCGAAAGAGAGCCAGGCCGUCAGCCCCGCACGGAGGGAAAAACAUACCCCCUGGACACGAAACGGUGUGCAUGUCUGUUUUUUUGAAAAUGUGCGGCGGGCAACCGCCCGGAAUGAAAAGAUGAGGUGGAGGCAGCGAAUAUUGAAAACGUGC